Phaeodactylum tricornutum CCAP 1055/1 is the source of this 1439-nucleotide messenger RNA. RefSeq names its product type II DNA topoisomerase VI subunit (gene TOP6A). Gene Ontology annotation, biological process: meiotic DNA double-strand break processing; reciprocal meiotic recombination; DNA topological change. Gene Ontology annotation, cellular component: nuclear chromosome. Gene Ontology annotation, molecular function: ATP binding; DNA topoisomerase type II (double strand cut, ATP-hydrolyzing) activity; DNA binding. Bases 87 to 1379 code for a protein of 430 amino acids. The transcript has 3 exons. NCBI's taxonomy places the organism in Eukaryota, Bacillariophyta, Bacillariophyceae, Surirellales, Neidiaceae. The record is from RefSeq and is a predicted model, not a curated record.
AUGCAUUUUGCGUUGGCGUUACGGCAAGACUUGCACCUAGCCCCGCCAGAUCUGCGUUCUAGACAGAUCUACGCAUCCACUGCACCAUGGCGUCUCGCAACCGGAGAGAACCAUUAGCGUCUGGACCAGCGCCUCGUCCGGACAUGUCUGCAACCUCGACCCGGAAACGCAAAGCCGUUGCACUGGCCGCGGAUGCCGAUCUUGUUCUGCGCAAAUGUCGACAACUACGCCAGUCGUUAGAAGCCAAAGCAGAAAUAGAGUCCUCUGUAGUUGGAGUACUUCCGGAAGGAAUCCCAUCCGAUAUUGUCGAAGUCGUUGAAUUACCGGCCACUCAGGUUUUGGAAGGAAUGGAAGCCAUGGCAUUGCAUAUUGCGCAGCAAGUUUUGGAGAGGAAAGGUUUUUCCUUGGAAAUUCCAAGCCGCGCCGCAUCCAAUCAGAUAUACGUCAAGGAGUGGGACCGUAUUGUAUUGGGAGGCAAGCGCUCUAGUCGAAGUUUCUUGAACGUAAAGGAAUCUCGCAAAUCGGCAAUUACCCUUCGGGUGAUGCAGUUGCUCCACGCGGUCCUUAUGAAGCGCAUUCACAUCACCAAGCGUGACUUGUUCUACACGGAUGUCAAGCUUUUUGUAGAUCAAGCAGAGUCGGACGGUGUCUUGGACGAUGUGGCGACAAUGAUUGGAUGCACGCGCAGCAACUUGCAUGUCGUUGCUUCGGACAAGGGGUUGGUCGUGGGGAGAAUUCAAUUCGAAGAAGAUGGCGAUUUUAUUGACUGCACCAAAAUGGGUGUUGGAGGUAAAGCAAUUCCGCCAUAUAUCGACAAGAUCGAAAAUAUUGCUAGCGAUGCCGAGUUUAUUUUGCUGGUCGAGAAGGAAGCAGCUUAUAUGCGCAUGGCGGAAGACCGUUUCUAUCACAGGUACCCAUGCAUCAUUAUCACAGCAAAAGGCCAACCAGAUGUCGCCACCCGCAUGUUCUUGGCACGCAUCACCUCGGAACUUAAAAUUCCGGUCCUUGGGCUGGUGGAUAGCGAUCCGUAUGGGCUCAAGAUUUUGUCGGUCUACAUGUCGGGGAGUAAGAAUAUGAGCUACGACAGUGCAAGUUUGACAACGCCUGACAUUAAAUGGCUGGGAUUGCGACCGUCUGAUCUCGACAAGUACGAUUUGCCAGAGCAGUGUCGGUUGGAUAUGACGGAGAACGAUAUCAAGACUGGUAAGGAAAUGAUGAAAGAAGACUUCAUUCAGAAAAAUCCAGAGUGGAUGAAAGAACUGGAAAUUAUGGUCAAGACAAAGAAAAAGGCCGAAAUCCAGGCUUUGUCUUCCUUCGGCUUUCAGUAUGUGACGGAACAAUAUUUACCUCGGAAACUCAAGGAAGGAGAUUGGAUCUAGCCAGCGGGAUAGCAAGAGCACAUGCUGCUUACAUAAAUUAAAUCGCUUUAUCUUCCUUCG